AUGGAAGACAGUGAAAAAGUCACUCAAAAUCAGGACAGUUUUAUUGAAAAUGCUAUACAUACCAAACAAACUAGAAGAGAAGGAGAGAAAACCAAAGAACUUGAUAAGGGUUCCAAGUGUUAUGAAAAUGAGCGAGCUUCUUUAAAUAGAACAAACCAGUCUGUAACCCAGAGUAUAGUGACUAGAGGCAAAAAACCUGAUUUUCAAUCAUUACUGAAAGGAGGAAUUGCCACUGCUAUCAAAAUGAAAAAAUCAUCAACAUCAGAAAAGCAAACUCUGGAAGUUAAUAAAUCUGCAAAUGAUAAAGAACAUCCAAAGAACACUUGUACUUCACUAGCUUCUAAAAAAGGUGUAGGUAAGAAGCCGGACAGAUUCCAACAGGAGAAGGACGAACAUAACCAGAAGGACUUUGCAUGUGAUGAACAAGAAUCAGUUGUAUCCAGUAGAGAUGAGAUAUCUUUUGACGAGAACACACAGGACAGCUAUGGAGAAGGAUCCCUGUGUUCAGAAUCUUUAAUUGAUGGUGACCAACACAGUUGUAGACAAAGGAGGUGUGACUCAACUGAAAAAAGGGAGAAUUUAAAACAGAAGUCUAAUUGUAGUUUCAGAAAAUUGAGUAAACAGUGUAAUGUUAAAGCUAUCAAGGCUAAAAAGAGGAAACGUUCUUUGUCUGUAAGUUCCCAAGGAUCUGACCGUAGUCAUAAAGAUGGAGAAAGGCCUUCAAAGAAGAGGAAAAUUCCUAAUAGACCUGGUAUUGUCUUUGAACUAGGUGCAAAGCUUGAAGCCAAGGAUUUUCAAGAUAAGUGGUAUCCAGCUAAAAUAAUAGCCAUAGAUGAUGAUGAUUGUGAAGUUUUGGUUCAUUAUGAACGAUGGAGUGCAAGAUUUGAUGAAUGGAUGUCAAUGGAUAGUCCUUGUUUGAGACCACUUCAUCAUGCACAUACAAGGAAAGAGGAAAAAGAGCGUUCUGGAAAGCAAGAACUGAAACACAAAGUAGGAGAUGAGGUUCUUGCAAGGUGGGCAGAUAGAAAAAUGUAUCCAGCAAAAAUUUCUGAAAUUUAUGAUGAUGGGACUUAUAAAGUAUUGUUUUAUGAUGGUUUCCACCGCAAGGUUCAGCCAAUCAAUGUUCAUAAACUACCACCUGAACUUGUUGGUCAAGUGAUCUUUCCACCAUCUCAUCAGUUGAAUGAAGCAAAUCAAGAUGACUCAAGUAAGUCUGGGAAAAAAACAGCAAAAGUCUCAAAGAAGUGUAUAGAAGGAGAAAGUAAAACAGCACCUGUGAAGAAGGCUUCAAAUGUAUCUAAGGAAAGUAAGCCUACAAGCAUGAAGAAGAAGAAGAAAACACAUGAAUUUGAAGUUGGAGAAGAGGUUUUUGCAAAAUCUAAAAAUGGCAAAAUGUAUCAUUCCAAAAUAAUAAAACUACUGGAGGAUGGCUGUUACAGUGUCUUGUUUUACGAUGGAACUCAGAACAAAGUUAAUGCAAAUAAUAUUCAGAAGUUGCCACAAAAGUUAGCAGAAGAAAUGAUCAAAGAAAUUCAAGUGUUGAUGAACAAAUUAAUCAAAAAUUGGUUAGUAAUGAAGAAGAAGAGAAAAAAACAUCCAAUCAGCUUGCAAGAGGAAAAGAAACCUGGGCAUGAUGACUUGGAAUUCCAGAUGAAUGAAACAACAUGGACAGCUACAAGUAAAGAAAUUGCAGAAAUAAAAUGUGCACAAAAAGUGGCUCCUAAAGAAUUUGUUAUUGAAGAAGACCAUAACCAUUACAAGUGUCAUAUAGUUGGUUGUGGGAAAAGUUUUCGAAAAGAAAAUCUUCUACAGUCUCACAUCAAACACUAUCACAGUAAAGGUGAAGAUUCUUCCAAAAAUGGUGGCAAAACACUUACUGCUGGUCUGGGUAGCACUUCCAGAAAUGUCACAGAAAGUGUUGGUACUUCCCCAAGUUCUAGUUAUGUAACAGUUAAAGAGGAAGUGACAGAAACUAAACACGAGUUGAAAACAAUCAUAGAUACAAAAGAUGAUGUCAUCAACAUCACUCUGAAUGAAAAUAAGGACUUGUCAAAUUCUGGUGAAAACAAUCUUCCUCUAAUGAAUAAAAUAGUACCUUGUUAUGAAAGUUCAUUGACUGAAAAAUCUAAUCUGUUUCAAAAUCUUCCUGGAAAUGAUACUAUCCAGUCUUUAUCUUCAAAUCCAAAGAAUACCACACUUGAUAGUGAUACAGGGAAUAAAACACCAACUAAAAGUAAGGUCUCAUUAGUACAAGAAGGAGUACCCAGGCCAUCUCCUACUAUGACAACUCGAAGACAAUCUUAUGCUGAAACAACAUGUGUGAAAAGUGAAUCCAAAACUAGUCCAAGAUUUGAGACUAGGCUCUCAAAAACUGUUUUUAAAUUGGAAGACUCUCCUGGAGUGGCAACACGGAAGACAUCUGUCCAGGUUGAAAACAAAAAGAAGGAAAAGUCUUGUGAAGUGAAACUAGUUGAUAACAAAAAGAAAGAAAAAAUAUGUGAAUUGAAACAACCUGAAAACAAAAAGAAGGAAAAACUGAGUGAACUGAAACAAACUGAAAACAAAAAGAAGGAAAAAUCAAUCGAACUAAAACAUACUGAGAACAAAAAGAAGGAAAAAUUGAGUGAAGUGAAACAAACUGAAAACAAAAAGAAGGAAAAAGCAAGUGAAAUGAAGCAAAUUGAAAAUAAAAAGAAGGAAAAAGCAAUUGAGCCGAAACAACUUGAAAAUAAAAAGAAGGAAAAAUCAAAUGAAAUUAAACAAAUUGAAAACAAAAAGAAGGAAAAACCAAAUGAAAUUAAACAAAUUGAAAAUAAAAAGAAGGAAAAACCAAAUGAAAUUAAACAAAUUGAAAGCAAAAAGAAGGAAAAAGUAAGUGACAUUAAACAAACUGAAAACAAAAAGGAGGAAAACCGAAUUGAACAGAGGCAAGUUUAUAACAAAAAAAAAGAUAAAUCAAGUGAAUUUAAGCAAGAGGAAAGCAAAAAAAAGGAAAAAAUUUCUGAUUGGAAGCAAGAGAAAACUACUUUAACAGGAAACAGUAAACCUAAAAUUGAAACAACUAGACGUAGAACAAAAUCUAUACAGGGCACAUCAGAUAUUACUCCAUCCAACAAGAAACCUAGGAUCAAAUUAGCAUCAGAUAAUAUACCAAGAACAGAAAGGAUGUUUCCAGAAGAAUCAACUCGAACAAGGACCAAGUCUCUACAAGAGAUCUCUUCAGAUGCUAACUCAUUCAGUAGGAAACGACGGAUAAUCUCAGAACCAAGUAGCCUGGAUAGCAUAGAUGAUAGUUUACUAAGAGAAGGUUUCUUUAAACAUGAGGAUACCCAGAGUUCAUCAGAAACUGUUGAAUCCAGGGACACGAGAGAUCCAGACACCUCACUUGAUAUGCCUUCUGUGACAAGUAAAAAAACCAAGAAAACUCAAUCUCAACAACAGGAGUACUGGUACGAAGGAGAGGUUGUUCACUGCAUAUGCGAGUCAUCAGAAGAAAGUGGAUUAAUGAUGCAGUGUGAAGUAUGCCUUGCCUGGCAGCAUGGUGAUUGUUUUGAUAUUGAAGAAGAGAAACAGGUUCCACAGAAGUAUGUUUGUUAUGCUUGUUUAGAACCUAAAGGGCAACGAGAAAGUUUCAGGUAUAAGCAUGACCAAGAUUGGUUUAAGACUGGGCAGAUGACUACAUUUUCUUUUCUGAAUAAGGAUGCUCUACAGGUCAGCCAGCCUGCUGCUAUGAAGGCUAGUCAUGACCUCACUGCAUCUCUGCAUGAUGUCUUUAAGGUGCUCCAUAGUGUUAAAUACAAACUGAAAGUGCUUGAGGAUGACAACCAUCCAGAUCUGAAAAAAUUCUCCAAACCUUGGCAUGAGGUAAACAAAGACAAGGAAGUAAUUUCUUCAGAAACACUCCAGCCUCAAGAUGUUAAAACAGAAGUGCCUACGUCGUCCUCUCAACCUCUUUCUAUCCAGCGACUUUUUAUGGAUCUUGACCAUUCCUAUUUUUCUCCAAUUAAACCACUGACUUCUUUUCCAGCAAAAUUGGUUUCUGGUUACAAAACUGAUUUAUUAGAGCAAGAUGGUAGAGAAGGUGAGGGUACCUCGGGUGAACUACUUCCAGAUUUGAAUGUUGAAUCCAGUAGUCAACAAGGCAGUAUCAAGCAACAUGGAAUAUCCAAAAACACUGAAGAGAGCAAUAAAAAACUUGGAACUACAGAAAUCAAUCCACCAACUAACUGUGAACAAGAAGUAUUUUUGGUCUCAUCUGGUUUAGAAGAUGUUGUUAUAGAAACAGUCCAUGAUUUAACAGGAACGACAAGCGAGGAAGUUGCUGCUGAAGGAGGGUUACAGUUUCCAGAACUUAAGGUUUCAUCAGAAGACAACGUAAGUAGCUGUUACGAGACGCAUGGGACAGAUUCUAUCACUGUUUCACAAUCAGAAAAUUCAUCUGGAAAACUCUGGUCAGGGGAAUUUGAGAAAGAAGAAACAUUGUGUAAUCCUGAUCCAGAAAAGUGCAAACAAGACCUACAAGAGCAUAUUGUCAAAGUUCAAGAAGAACUGGAACAUAGAAUGGACCUUAUUGAAGAACAAAUCAGUGCUUUGGAGGAUGAAUUAGACUUCCCAGUUGCAAACCAGUCAGGCCCAGCAGGAGAUACAGAUAAUGCAGCCCAGCUGUUGAUGUCACUGAGGGGACUGGUGAAAGAUUUGGAUGUUGUGAAGAAGUUUACACUAAUUCAAUAAGCUUGUUUUAUAAAAAAUAGACAUACUUGUAUUCAGUGUACACCAAGAAAUAGGAAUACGGGUCUUUUUAUCUUAUUUUUAAUUUGUUUUGUUUCAAGUCAGCAGUAAAAAGAUCCAUAAAAUGUAUAUAGACAGAUCUACAUAAGUAUGGAAGCAGUAUAAAAAAUCACAUGUACAUUAUAUUAACUAUUGUGAUUUGACUGUCGAGUUUAAUUUUUUUUUGUAACAUUAUUACAAUCCUAAUUAAA
Messenger RNA from Limulus polyphemus (Atlantic horseshoe crab), 4979 nucleotides. Its product is annotated as PHD finger protein 20-like protein 1. NCBI's taxonomy places the organism in Eukaryota, Metazoa, Arthropoda, Merostomata, Xiphosura, Limulidae. The coding region runs from base 1 to 4731 and encodes 1576 amino acids. The record is from RefSeq and is a predicted model, not a curated record. Gene Ontology annotation, biological process: regulation of transcription by RNA polymerase II. Gene Ontology annotation, cellular component: nucleus; NSL complex. The transcript has 19 exons.